UGCCCGGACACUGACGACACUAUGGCAAUUCUCACUCCCAUUGGGUGCUGUGAACCCUGUGAACCAAUCAGCGUCGUCAUGGUACAGGAGUUAUAAAGUCCACGCAGCCCGCGGGACUCAGACCGGUCCCGGAUCUCAGAUGGGGGCGAUGGCACCCCGCACGCUGCUCCUGAUCCUGGCGGCCGCCCUGGCCCCGACCCAGACCCGCGCGGGCUCUCACUCGAUGCGGUAUUUCGACAUCGCCGUGUCCCGGCCCGGCCUCGGGGAGCCCCGGUUCAUUAUCGUCGGCUACGUGGACGACACGGAGUUCGUGCGCUUCGACAGCGACGCGGAGAAACCGAGAUACGAGCCGCGGGCGCCGUGGAUGGAGCCGGAGGGGCCGGAGUAUUGGGAGGAGCAGACACGGAGAGCCAAGGAAGGCGAGCAGACUUUCCGAGUGAACCUGAGGACCGCGCUCCACUACUACAACCAGAGCGAGGACCGCUCUCACACCAUCCAGAGAUUGUCUGGCUGUGACGUGGGGUCGGACGGGAGGCUCCUCCGCGGGUAUGAGCAGUACGCCUACGAUGGCCGCGAUUACAUCGCCCUGAACGAAGACCUGAAAACGUGGACGGCGGCGGACUUUGCGGCACGGAUCUCCCGGAACAAGUGGGAUCAGGCUGGUGUUGCAGAGAGACUCAGGGCCUACCUGGAGGGCGAGUGUGUGGAGUGGCUCCGCAGAUACCUGGAGCUCGGGAAGGAGACGCUGCUGCGCUCAGAUCCCCCAAAGGCACAUGUGACCCUUCACCCCAGACCUGAAGGUGAUGUCACCCUGAGGUGCUGGGCCCUGGGCUUCUACCCUGCUGACAUCACCCUGACCUGGCAGUUGAAUGGGGAGGACCUGACCCAGGACAUGGAGCUUGUGGAGACCAGGCCUGCAGGGGAUGGAACCUUCCAGAAGUGGGCAUCUGUGGUGGUACCUCUUGGGAAGGAGCAGAAUUACACAUGCCGUGUGGAGCAUGAGGGGCUGCCUGAGCCACUUUCCCAGAGAUGGGAGCCUCCUCCAUCAACCGAUUCCAACAUGGAAACCACUGUCAUUUAUGUUGUCCUUGGAGCUGUGGCCAUCAUUGCAGCUGUGAUCAUUGGAGCUGUGGUGACUGUUGUGAGGAAGAGGAGGAGAAACACAGGUGGGAAAGGAGUCUACACCCCUGCUCCAGGCACGGACAGCUCCCAGAGCUCUGAUGUGUCUCUCCCAGAUUGUAAAGGUGACACUAUGGGGUCCAACUGGGGAGGGACAAUGUGGACAUGAUUGGGUUUCAGGGACUCCCAGAAUCCUAUGUGAGUGGAGGGUUGUUGGGCUGUUGUCCUCACAGUGAUGGUUUGUGACUCUCGGUCUCUAGCAUGAAGACAGCUGCCUGGAGUGGACUGAGUGACAGACGAUGUGUUCAGGUCUCUCCUGUGACAUCCAGAGUCCUCAGUUCUCUUUAGACACCAGUGUCUGAUGUUCCCUGUGAUCUAUGGCUUCAGUGUGAAGAACUGUGAAGCCCAGCCUGCCCUGCACUUCAGGACCCUGUCCCUGCACUGUCUGUGUUCCCUUCCACAGCCAACCUUGCUGGUCCAGCCUAGGAGUGGGGGUGGGGACAUCUGCAUCCUGUCACUCCCUGCUACCCUGAGCUUCUGCCCCUCAUUUCCACAUUGAGAAUAAGAAUCUGAGUGUGAACUUGAUUGUUCACAUCCUUGACACAAGUGUGGAUGGCUUUUUAAAUUGCUGGAUGGAAUACUUAGAGGUUUUUUGUUUUGGGGUUUUGCUUUGUUUGGUUUUGUUUUUGAAAAAAAUAAAAGGCAGAUGGAGAAGCUUCCAGAA
Rattus norvegicus (Norway rat) is the source of this 1843-nucleotide messenger RNA. The record is from RefSeq and is a predicted model, not a curated record. NCBI's taxonomy places the organism in Eukaryota, Metazoa, Chordata, Mammalia, Rodentia, Muridae.